AUGUCUUUUCUCAGCAGCACCCCGACGCCACCUCCCGUCGUCUCCGGUGUGUCCUUUGGAUAUGGCCUGCUCUGCAAUCUUCCCUUUCUCCUAUCGUUCCUUCUCUUCAUGGUGCUCGCCCACCGCUCCUUCUCUUUCUUCACCUCUGCUUCCGCCACCAUUGCCACAAGAGCCGUUUUUGACCUCUGUCUGGCGACAGCGGGUGUCAUCUCAGAGCUGGUGCUCUGCGAGAUCAGCGACUGGGUUGCUCCUGGUGCCCGCUUUAUUGCCUGGAAGAUUGCAACCACUUUCUUGCUGGUGAUGCUGAUCGUCAUCAUCCCGCUGCUGAUCGGAUACAACUGGUUCGCCGACUCGACUGGUCCGGCCAAGAGACUGGUUUUGCCGUUCACGAUAAUAUCAUUUGCAUGCUGGCUGUUCCUUUUCUACCGUAUCGGAGACUACCUACCCCUGGCAAAGCAUGUCGAGGGCUCAUUCUGGGAAUACACUUUAUCUUUCAAUGAAGAGUGCCUAGCUCGAGUCGGACUGAUCGGCGUGUCGGCAAUGGGAGUACUUUCAGGCUUUGGUGCCGUCUCGGCUCCCUACUCGUCAUUCACCACGAAACCUCGCAGCGUAUCCGAGAUGGACAUCAGCAGAGUUCGCACCGGAAUCGAAACCACCGAAGAACUGAUCCGAUACAAAGAGUCGUCGUUGAAGACUCUCGAGCAGCGACUUCUCGAGAAGCAGAAGACCACCACGCGAUCGACGACGAAUUUGGUCGCAAAGAUGAUGUCGUCGUUCAGAGGUGAUUCGGAUGAGAAAGAGUACGCUUCAGCGAGACUAGAGCUUGAAGGUCUGUAUGCUAUGCGCAGAUCUCUCGAAGGUGACCUGCGGGAUUUGACGAAGCGGUAUCUCGAGCAGCAAAACGAAAAGACGAUCUUGGGGAAAAUCCACAAGUCGUUGUACUUUUUGUUUGCCAUCUACUGCGUUUACAGAAUCGCAGCCACAUCGAUCUCUCGGAACCCAUUCCGUCGCGCAAAGACCUCGUUCUCUCAAACAGAUCCAAUCACCCACGUGCUGGCUCUUCUAGCGCAAUACUAUGACCCUGAUCUCAACCGACAGUCCUGGGCUCGACAGAUUGGCUUCUUGUUUUCGGGAAUCAUCUUCAUGUGCAGUAUUUCGUCUGUCUUGUCGACUUUCAAUAUGGUCUCGAAAGCUCUUCCGCAAGCUCUCGAGCGGGCGAAUGUCGCUCUUUUGGUGGCAGAAGUGCUGGGCACAUAUGCUAUCUCCACAUCGAUUCUGCUCCGAAGCAAUUUGCCAAAAGAUAUGUCUUCGGCUGUCUCGUCCGCGCUAGGUGCGCCGCUGGAUACCUUAUUUGUUGACAGAUGGUUCGACACUCUAUUCCUGGGUGCCGCCUUUGUCAGUGCUGCGGGUCUCUAUAUCGGUCGGCGAUUUUUCAGAGACGAUGCUCUCGAGGAUGACGUUCUGGAGAGCGGCAAGAGGGCAUGA
This is a messenger RNA of Myxozyma melibiosi, 1485 nucleotides long. Its product is annotated as Abscisic acid G-protein coupled receptor-domain-containing protein. Lineage: Eukaryota; Fungi; Ascomycota; Lipomycetes; Lipomycetales; Lipomycetaceae. The record is from RefSeq and is a predicted model, not a curated record. The transcript is spliced from 4 exons. Gene Ontology annotation, cellular component: membrane. Bases 1 to 1485 code for a protein of 494 amino acids.